CGUACCAAGGCCAAAUUAUUAUUUCUCCUAAUCCAUUCUUUCCAUGUUUCAGUCACGUUUCUCUUCUAUUGGGUCCCUUUUAAAAGCAGUCACUUUUUACUGAUCGUUAUAUUCACUCACUUUAUUACCAUACAAGUUCAUCCGCAUUCAGUGUAUAAUGUGCUUCAAGUCAAGACCUAUUCCAUAAGUCUCGAAGAGCCGACUAGCAAUGCUUUCAGUCUAAGCGCCAUGCUUUUAUUUGUAUCUAAUAAGCCAGCACACUAUUAGACGAUUUCUCACACAGCUCAUCAUGGCAGCUAAUCAAGCACUAUCUGCCUUUGAUCAAAGUUCAAGCCUAGACCCUGGGAAUUCUCCGCGCAGGAAUCCGCGACAGAAUGCAGCUACUGCAGCCUCCGCUGCUGGGGUUCGUGCUCUCAGUGCUCAACUGGUUGCAUUCUACUUCAGGGCACCUAUCAAGGCAUUCUUUCGCACCCGAGUUGAGUAUCAGGCCUUUGCUAGGGCCGUAAAUCCUCAUUCUACAAAACCGGGUUGGUCUUUACACACAACCACACCAGGAUUGCUUGUCCAUGCAGUUCGCACAUAUGGAUGGCAAUUCAUUCCUAAUCAAGUCAUGCCCCCUCUCCUAGCAAAUGCCGGAGUUGGUGCCGUCCUUUAUACGUCAUAUCUUCAAGUCCUUGGUGCCUUGUACGAGCCAGUGUCUCACGGGAUCAAACGUGUAUACCCACCUCCUCCCCCUUCGAGUACAUUUGCAGCCGGCUUCAUAGCUGGCACGAUUCAGUCAAUAGUAGCUGCUCCUUUGGACGCUCUUCAGGUUCGUCUUCGUGCCAAUGACUUGCUUGAAGGCCCAUACAAGAGUAUGUGGCACUAUGGCCGCCACAAACUCAACCAGAUUGGGGUUCGUGGUAUCUUUGCAGGCUGGAGCUUGUCAUUCACGCGCGAUGCCUUUGGCUAUGCAGUCUUUUUUUCCUUCUUCGAGUUCAUAAAGUCGCAAGCCUACUAUUCCUUUCUCACCUGGUACUACGGCUCACGGUGCACUUAUUACAUGGAUAGGUCGCAGUACAUCCAAUCAAGUGAUCGAGGAGUACCGCUUAUUAGACCUCAUUAUGCUCUGGAACCAUGCUUUCUGAUGGCUGCCGGUGUUGCUGCGUCAGUGGCUCAACAAAGCAUACAACACCCGUUAAGUGCUAUACAGAACCUCCACGUUGCUCGCUUGGAAUAUCUUGAUCACCAAGCAAGUUUUCACCCUUCAAGGCGGGAGAUGCUACGCUUGUACUACUCUGCGUACCAGGAAACGUACAAACGGUGCAAAAAAAAGGCGUACAGGGGGGGUGGCUGGGGUCGCUGGCUAUUUCGCGGGUUCGUAAAGGAUGCUAUUCGUCAGGUGCCCAGCACAAGUGCUGGGCUAGUGAUCUUUGAGGUGGUACGGCGUAAAUACGCUAAUAUGGCAGACGCUGUAUACAUUCAAAAAGAUGGCUAUGAUAUUCUCUUAACAUGACGAACGCAUUGAAAAUAUACCCUCUUUCUUGGACGCUUUGCCGACCGCUUGAAUUAACUGGCUGCCGAAGAGUUUCCAAGGAAGUAUCUCGGUAGAUAACAGAAUACGCUGUGAAUAAAUAAUGACCACGCCCUUAUGGCAAAUAUAUUGUCUCCUGUUGUUCAAGAAACACACUUCGGAAGGCAAAGCGCUACAACGUUAAGAAGAAGAGAGUAUUCCUACUAGUAUGGCAUAUUGUAUCAAGAGGAAAGUGAGAGUGGCGAAUUGACAAGUUUCGG
Aspergillus sclerotioniger CBS 115572 is the source of this 1773-nucleotide messenger RNA. Its product is annotated as putative mitochondrial carrier protein. Gene Ontology annotation, biological process: mitochondrial L-ornithine transmembrane transport. Bases 290 to 1495 code for a protein of 401 amino acids. The record is from RefSeq and is a predicted model, not a curated record. The transcript is spliced from 3 exons. NCBI's taxonomy places the organism in Eukaryota, Fungi, Ascomycota, Eurotiomycetes, Eurotiales, Aspergillaceae. Gene Ontology annotation, molecular function: L-ornithine transmembrane transporter activity.